This is a messenger RNA of Habropoda laboriosa, 3186 nucleotides long. RefSeq names its product trehalase-like. Lineage: Eukaryota; Metazoa; Arthropoda; Insecta; Hymenoptera; Apidae. The transcript is spliced from 10 exons. Gene Ontology annotation, biological process: trehalose catabolic process. The record is from RefSeq and is a predicted model, not a curated record. Gene Ontology annotation, molecular function: alpha,alpha-trehalase activity. Bases 415 to 2148 code for a protein of 577 amino acids.
UCUCGACGAGCCACUUGUAGCUCACGAUCGGGCGACACGGCGUUGUUGGUACCUCUUUUAUGUGUCUUGCGGCCUCCUUGAGUGAUCCGUGGUUGAGAGAGGAGCGCCUUUUAGAGUCACGGUGGUGUGCCUGCUGGUAGCUGGCUGGCUGGCUGGUAUAAACGCAGCGAGACAGCGAACUGUCAGCGGAAGGCCAAACGCGAUCGUGUAGCCGUUCGUAAGUGGCGCGCGGACUCGUAUCAGUCGGUCGGCUGAUCGUCGAACGAUCCAGGCCGUGUUGUUUGCCGCUGCCGUGAGUGGCCGCUAAACGCGCCGCUAAACCGACCCGGCCGAAGUUCACCGAGGUCUGACGAGGUUCAUCGGCGUUUAAACCCCCGUGUAGGACUUGUGUCAGCCCCCUUCCAGGAAACCACCAUGCCAGAUGGACUUUUCAUCGUUCUCUGGAUCGCGAUCGCCUUGACCGAUGCCGCUACGAUCGGGCAUGCCAGCGUCAAGGCCACGGACUGCGAUAGCGAGAUCUAUUGUGUCGGAGAGUUACUGAAAACGGUCCAACUAGCCGAGGUCUUUCCAGACAGCAAAACUUUCGUCGAUCUUCGUCUGGUAAACGAUCCUGAAAUAACCCUUGGCAAUUUCUAUAGUUUGAUGAAUGCGACAGACAACAAACCGACUCGAAGAGAGGUGGCUCAAUAUGUUAACGAGAAUUUCGCUACGUCGGACGAGCUCGAGAACUGGACACUGCCAGAUUGGACGGAUAACCCGACGAUACUGAAACGCAUUCAGGAACCCAAGUAUCGUGAAUGGGCGAGACAUCUCAAUGAGAUUUGGAAGGAUCUGGCGAGAAAGAUGAGCCCAGACGUGGCCAUGAAUCCGGAUAGGCACAGUUUGAUUUACGUGAAGAAUGGCUUCAUCAUACCUGGUGGUCGAUUUAAAGAGUUUUACUACUGGGACAGUUACUGGGUGAUUGAAGGGUUGCUGUUAUCCGACAUGUAUCAAACCGCCAGGGGAAUGAUAGACAAUUUCGUGUACAUGGUGGAGAAAUAUGGGUUCAUACCCAACGGUGGUAGAAUUUAUUACCUUAUGAGGAGCCAACCACCCCUAUUACAUCUCAUGGUCUCGAGGUACUUGGAUUUCACCGGGGACUACAAUUAUCUACGUACGAUUAUACCCAUGCUGGAGAAAGAGUUCACGUUUUGGCAACGGAGGAAAAUGAUCGACGUCGUGAAGGAUGGGAAAACGUACAAGAUGGGUCACUAUGUUGUUGAUAGUAUACGACCGAGGCCUGAAAGUUACAAAGAGGACUACAACCUGGCGCAAUUAUUGCCCGAAGAAUCACAGGAUUUCUUCUACAAUAAUAUAAAAGCCGGUGCCGAAAGUGGUUGGGACUUUUCCAACAGGUGGUGCAUAGGGAACAACAAAAGUGGAAUGCUCAGUUUACUGAACAUCUCCACGCAGUAUAUUAUACCUGUCGACCUUAAUGCGAUUCUACAACAAAACGCCCGGCUUCUCAGCGAAUUUCACACUCAGCUUGGAAACAAUGCGAAAUCUCAGUACUACGCAAAAAUAGCAGCAGAGCUUCAAAUGGCAAUCGACAACGUUCUGUGGAACGAAGACGUAGGAGUAUGGCUGGACUACGACAUAAAAAACAAUAAAUCGAGAAAUCAUUUCUAUCCUUCGAACCUUGCACCACUCUACACGAGAAGUUACAAUCGUCAUCAACGUGAACACUACGCGUUGUCAGCUGUCAAGUAUCUCAUGUCGAAGAACAUCGACAGUUUCUUCGGUGGUACACCCUCGUCAUUAGGUCAUACGGGGGAACAGUGGGAUUUUCCAAAUGCGUGGCCACCGUUACAAUCGUUUAUAGUAAUGGGUCUCUACUGGACGGGAGUUAAGGACGCGGUAGAGUUGGCCCAUGAAUUGGCGUUCAGAUGGUUGGGUUCUAAUUACCUUGGCUACGUCGAAACCGGGCAUAUGUUUGAAAAGUACGACUCGAUCGUGCCUGGCCAAGGUGGCGGCGGUGGGGAAUACAACGUGCAGACAGGCUUCGGAUGGACAAACGGCGUGGUCCUCGAGUUCCUAGACACCUUCUCGACCAUCAGGGUGAGGGAGAUCGGGUAUGAGAGCGACUGGAACGUGGAAAUCGGACAGUAACAGGUUACACCGAUGACACAAUGCGACGCGUAAUUUUCCAACGAAUCUAGUCUAUACGGAAAAACAGGGCAGCGCGUUUAACGAAAAAAAAACAAACAAAAUAGAGAAACCCACCGUUUGUUCGAUGCAAGUCAAUGUUAUUUACCUGGAAAGAGAAUCUCUCUUUCACUUUCUGCCUUCCGAGAGUCGCGAUCGUUUCCUUCCUUCGAUCAACCUGUAUUAUUCCUGUCUGUUUUAACGGCAGAGAAUCUUUCGUGCCUUCGAGCGAGAACUUCUUACGCGCGAAGGACUUUCAAAGCAAACGGUUGCAUCUACAAACGUCAUAUACACACCACUACUUAGUAUUUUUAAUCGUUGGAACUUCGUCCAUUUACAAUUAUCUUUAAUGUACCGUGCAGCAGUUUUUUUUUUCUUUUUUUUUGUUUUUGUUGAAUAAUCGUUCAAAGUAGGAGUAACAUUGUUCUUGUAGCAGAAUCGAGAAGUAUUUCCAAUCUCUGAUCGCAUCGAGUUUGGAAGAUUUUUGCAAGAUGUUCUAUCGAUGUUAGUGAUAUCGCGUGUGUUCUUUAAUCGUUAAUUCUCGAGUCGAACUCGAGUGAAAAACGAGACACGUGUGUGUGUGUAUGUGUACACGAGACACGUGAAGAAAACGAAGGGGGAAGAAACAAAGGAGUAAGAAAGAAACAAUGGUAUAAUAAUUGCAACAUGCAACACGUCAGUAUUCUAAUUUAAUGGUAGUUGUAACGAUAAGUUUAAUGGACCGUGUGUUAGGAGACUAGCAUGCGUUACUUUCGAUCGUGUAUCGCGUGGAGAAUGACGCUGGCGGCAAACCUCCGACAACAUUUUACUUUAAGCUUCGUCUCGACAUGCGUUAGGUGUUCCCAAAGAAUCGCGUUUUAUCGACAAUCGCGUGAAGCUGGUUGGUAGAGGAAAAGAUUGUCCGGGAAGAUUGUUUUAGGAAAGCUAAUAUAUACAUAUAUUUUAAUGCGAGAUCGAUGAGAAAUAUUGAAUCGAACAGAGACAAUAAAGAAACCGCAUGUG